Molecule: messenger RNA, 1912 nt
Organism: Seriola dumerili (greater amberjack)
Lineage: Eukaryota; Metazoa; Chordata; Actinopteri; Carangiformes; Carangidae
Product: aldehyde dehydrogenase family 9 member A1
Exons: 12
Coding region: 113-1630 (505 amino acids)
Molecular function (GO): aminobutyraldehyde dehydrogenase (NAD+) activity; 4-trimethylammoniobutyraldehyde dehydrogenase (NAD+) activity
Source: RefSeq, a predicted model, not a curated record
AGGAGGCGUGUCCUGUCUGGGAAAAGGGGCGUUAAACAUUCUUUGUAGCUGACCUGCUGUUGUCUUCAGUUAGUCAGUCUGCACAGAUUCUUACGGUCCUCUCCAUCUAAAAAUGGCCCAGUCAAUUCUCGACACCAUGCCCGGAGCCUCGACAGGAACCGUGGUCGUCACAGAUCAUCUGAAUUUCUGGGGUGGCAAACGAGUCAAACCGAGGCAGGAGACAAACGCCGAGCCCGUGUUUGAACCUGCAACUGGCCGUGUCUUGUGUCAGAUGGUACCCUGUGGGGCUGAGGAGGUGGACGAGGCCAUAAAGAGCGCACAUGCUGCCCACCUGAAAUGGAGCAAGAUGGCAGGCAUGGAGAGGGCUCGGGUGAUGUUGGAGGCGGCCCGUAUUAUCAGGGAAAGAAGGGAGAAGAUUGCAAAACUGGAAGUGAUCAACAAUGGCAAAUCCAUCACAGAAGCACUUGUGGAUAUUGACAUUGCAUGGCAGUGCAUUGAAUACUAUGCUGGCCUGGCUGGUACACUUGCAGGCCAGCACGUCCAGCUUCCUGGGGGAUCAUUUGCUUACACCAGGAGGGAGCCCCUUGGUGUGUGUGUAGGAAUCGGUGCGUGGAACUACCCCUUCCAGAUCGCAUCAUGGAAGUCUGCUCCUGCUCUGGCAUGUGGUAAUGCCAUGGUAUUUAAGCCCUCUCCAAUGACUCCUGUGACGGCUGUCAUUCUGGCUGAGAUAUACAAAGAGGCUGGGAUGCCUGAUGGGCUCUUCUGUGUGGUGCAAGGUGGAGCAGAGACUGGCACCCUGCUCUGCCACCACCCAAUGGUGGCCAAAGUCUCCUUCACUGGUAGUGUGCCAACAGGCAAAAAGGUCAUGGAAAUGUCUUCGAAGGGGGUGAAGCAGGUGACUCUGGAGCUUGGAGGGAAAUCUCCCCUCAUUAUUUUCAAAGACUGUGAGCUGGAGAACGCAGUGAAAGGAGCACUCAUGGCAAACUUCCUCACACAGGGACAGGUUUGUUGCAAUGGCACCAGAGUGUUUGUACAAAGAGAGAUCAUGCCCAAGUUCCUGGAAGAAGUGGUGAAGAGGACAAAGGUCAUCCCUGUGGGUGACCCUUUGUUGGAUGGCACCCGAAUGGGAGCACUGAUCAGCAAACCACAUCUGGAGAAAGUGCUGGGAUUUGUCAAUCAGGCCAAGAAAGAGGGUGCCAAAGUGCUUUGUGGAGGAGAGCCUUUUGUCCCCAGUGACCCCAAACUAAAAGGGGGCUACUUCAUGUCACCCUGUGUACUUGAUAACUGCAGAGAUGACAUGACCUGUGUGAAGGAGGAGAUUUUUGGCCCGGUCAUGUCUGUCAUGCCUUUCGACACGGAGGAAGAAGUAAUCAAGAGGGCCAACAACACCACCUUUGGAUUGGCCUCUGGAGUCUUCACCAGGGACAUUUCUCGAGCCCAUCGUGUGGCUGAGAACUUAGAGGCAGGAACCUGCUUCAUCAACAACUACAACAUCAGCCCUGUGGAAGUGCCAUUUGGUGGAUACAAAAUGUCAGGCUUUGGCAGAGAGAACGGCCAGGUGACAAUCGAGUACUAUUCCCAGCUGAAGACUGUGGUUGUGGAAAUGGGAGAUGUUGAGAGCCUCUUCUAAACUCCUCCCACCAAGUUUGCAUUGCUGUGCCAGAACUGUGUCUAAGAAACUACGCACUUCUCCCUACAAUCAUAUGAUAUGCACCAGAUACAUGCAUCCAGUACUCCUCUUUGCACUUCCUGUGAUUGAAUUACUCCUCUACGCUUGGAGAAACAUGUUGAUGUGAAACAAACAUGUAAGAACUGAAGACCAAUUUCAGCAUUAGAAGAAAACAACUGUCUAACACAACUGAUCAGGUUUUGUCCUGUAUGCUUUACUGGAACACUAUUUGACAACUACUUU